AUGAAGACCCUGCUCCUGACCCCCGUGCUGCUCGCCCUGGUGGCUGCCCUGCGGGCCAAGGACGCCCUGUCCCUCCAGCCAGAGGAGCCGGAUAUCACAGGGACCCGGUACAUGAAGGCCAUCGUGACCAACGGGAACCUGACCCACGGGCCCAGGCAGGCCUUCCCCGUGACGGUGAUGGCCUGGGAAGGUGUGAACUUCGAAACCAGGAUCACCUUCAUGUGGAGGGGCGGCUGCUACAAGGACAGACUGCACCUCCAGAAAACCACGGAGCCCGGCAAGUACACAUUUUGGAACCACACCCACAUACACACAGAGGAGCUGGCUGUGAAGGACCACUCCGCCUGCUACGCUGAGCACCAGCUCCCCCUUGGGGAGACCAUGCACGUGGGAUACCUCAUGGGUGAGGACCCUGGCGACCCCAGCCCAGGGCCCGCUGUCUCACUCUGGAGAAGCUGA
This is a messenger RNA of Heterocephalus glaber (naked mole-rat), 459 nucleotides long. The record is from RefSeq and is a predicted model, not a curated record. Lineage: Eukaryota; Metazoa; Chordata; Mammalia; Rodentia; Bathyergidae.